GAGAGAAGGAAAGAAACACAUAGAGAGAUAGAGAAGCAAAAUCAGCAGAGAAAAAGGAAGGACGUUGACUCAGCAGAGGAACGCGAGAAAAGAGGAAGCUCUGACAGUGUACGAGUUUCUGCUGAGGUUCUCGUUUUGUUGUUUGUCUCUGAACGUGGUGAAAUGUUCUCCAUGGAAGACACACAGGUGGCCAGGACCAUAGAGCUGAAUGACGGCAGACAAAUGCCAGUUCUGGGUCUGGGGACAUGGAAGUGCUCCUCUCUGCCCCGCGCCAAAGUCCAAUGCGCAGUUGAGGCUGCCAUUGCUGCUGGCUACCGCCACAUAGACACCGCCUACAGCUACAACAACGAAGUGGAUAUUGGCAAGGCUCUGCACUCCAAGAUGCAGCAGGGCAUCAUCAGGCGCCAGGACAUGUUCAUUGUCAGUAAGCUGUGGGGUACCCACCAUGACUCAGAGGACAUCCCUGCAUGCCUGAACAAGUCCCUGAAUGAUCUCCAGUUGGACUACCUGGAUCUCUACCUUGUGCAUUUCCCUGUUGGCCUGAAGAAAAUGGGUGAUGAGCUUUUCCCGGAAAAGGACGGACAGACACUGACCUCUGACGUAGACUAUGUAGAUGUAUGGAGGGGGAUGGAAGCUCUACAAGUUUCAGGGAAGGUGAAGAGCAUUGGAGUAUCCAACUUUAACAUCCUGCAGCUGGAGAGGCUGCUUGCUCUGUGCAGGGUUCCCCCGGCUGUCAACCAGGUGGAGCUACAUCCAUACCUAGUCCAGACAGACAUGAUAGAGUUCUGCAGGUCCAAGAACAUCGCCCUGACUGCCUACAGCCCCUUUGGCUCACCUGAGCGACCCCCGCAGCUGUAA
Messenger RNA from Seriola dumerili (greater amberjack), 858 nucleotides. Its product is annotated as aldose reductase-like. Gene Ontology annotation, molecular function: aldose reductase (NADPH) activity. NCBI's taxonomy places the organism in Eukaryota, Metazoa, Chordata, Actinopteri, Carangiformes, Carangidae. Gene Ontology annotation, cellular component: cytosol. The transcript has 6 exons. The coding region runs from base 163 to 858 and encodes 231 amino acids. The record is from RefSeq and is a predicted model, not a curated record.